Messenger RNA from Wyeomyia smithii (pitcher-plant mosquito), 1151 nucleotides. RefSeq lists its product as uncharacterized. Lineage: Eukaryota; Metazoa; Arthropoda; Insecta; Diptera; Culicidae. The record is from RefSeq and is a predicted model, not a curated record. The transcript is spliced from 3 exons. Gene Ontology annotation, biological process: regulation of transcription by RNA polymerase II. Bases 202 to 735 code for a protein of 177 amino acids. Gene Ontology annotation, cellular component: transcription regulator complex; nucleus.
AGACCAGAUCUGAAACUCAAAAGUGUAAACAAAGUUUUAAGACAAAAUAAAUUAAUAAAUUGUGCAUCGUUGCAGCUGUCCGGCGAACUACAGAGAUUAGUGAUAGUGCAAUAUAAUAAAAUAAAUUCUAAAUAAAGUUCGGUAGACUUUCCCAUUUAUGUUGUUAAGUGAAACUCAAACCUUGAAGCUAGUAUUGAACGGAUGGAUGGAAAACUAAUUGCCAAAGUUCGUGCGAGACCACUACUCUGGCAUGCUGCAAAGGGUAUUAAAGGAACAACGUUCGCGCGUCACGCAGCCCUUUGGGAUGAGGUGGCAGCCGAGUUGCGUGUACAAAAAGAGGACGCGAGAAGAAGAUGGAGGACAUUGCGAGACACUUUCACGAGACAUUACAAAACCGGCACUGAUUGGGAGCAUCGUCAGUCGAUGAUGUUUCUGGUGCUCGAAAAGCCCAAUAUUAAACCACUACGUAAACGCCGUAGUGAAGUAAAGAGCAAAAACAACCCAAAGCUAGAACUGAUUCCAUCAGUGCAGAAUGAUGCUCCCGUUGAAGCUCUCAAGGAUGGCGAACGGAGUGUCCCUGUUUCAUCGGGUGAUGAUGAUGAUUACGUGGUGAAACCGAAAAUAAAGAUCAACUUUAUUCCCGCUGAGCCAGCGCCGGCUGUGGCACAUGCCGAAAUUGGGAUUACACAGGGUGGUGAUCAGUCAGUCGAGAAGAGCCAAGAAUCUGAACCGUAAUCGGAUUAAAAUCAGAGUUAAGAGUUUACGAUGUUGAUCGAAAUGGAUAAUAAAAUUAAGCAGUUAAAGCUUUACUAUGAAAUGUUAAAGGGUCGUUACUCUGACUCGUCUUGUAUCAAUUCGAGCCUGAUCCAAAUCCAAAGCUUUGAACCACGAAGGGCGAUAUUAGACUUCACUAUUUAUUGUGUUCUGAUGACUCAAUUAUUCCCUAUUAUUGUAUUGAUAUUCUAUAUUUUCUAACGUCCUUAGAGUCCUAGUUAAAAUCUCCAAUUGAUUAGAUUCCUCAAUCAGCAGUAUUUGCAAAGAAAAAAUAAUUAAAUAAAAACCCUGAAAUUCGAAAAAAGCUUCGUUACAUUGGAAGAUAGUGUAAGUCAAGUUUGAAAAUAUUUAAAAAUAAAGCCAUAGAUCCUCUCAUA